AUGAAAGAAUUGGAGUAUCUUCGCUCUGAAUUAGCUCAAAAAAAGGUUGAAACAUCCAUUUCAAAAUACUUUAAUGAAGAGAUAUUUACAAAAGAUAGAGAAGCUUUACUCAAAGAUGGAUUUGUUAGUAAAGGAGACUAUCUCGAAAUCCCAUUAACAAUACUGAAUGCUAGAUACAAACAGUGGUGCAUCGAUACUGGACAUAAUCGUAUGUUGCGUAAAGCGAUCAUUGAGAACAUUCGAAACGAUAAAGUCGAUGGAGUUGUGUUCAAAUAUUAUGAUGGAUACGACAAAAUACGUGUUUUCCCGCAUUAG
Messenger RNA from Plasmopara halstedii, 315 nucleotides. RefSeq lists its product as uncharacterized. NCBI's taxonomy places the organism in Eukaryota, Oomycota, Peronosporomycetes, Peronosporales, Peronosporaceae. The coding region runs from base 1 to 315 and encodes 104 amino acids. The transcript has a single exon. The record is from RefSeq and is a predicted model, not a curated record.